Komagataella phaffii GS115 is the source of this 1500-nucleotide messenger RNA. RefSeq names its product Essential protein possibly involved in secretion. The record is from RefSeq and is a predicted model, not a curated record. Gene Ontology annotation, biological process: maturation of SSU-rRNA from tricistronic rRNA transcript (SSU-rRNA, 5.8S rRNA, LSU-rRNA). Lineage: Eukaryota; Fungi; Ascomycota; Pichiomycetes; Pichiales; Pichiaceae. Gene Ontology annotation, cellular component: nucleolus; nucleus. Bases 1 to 1500 code for a protein of 499 amino acids. The transcript has a single exon.
AUGGCUAGAAAGACAUUGGCUGAAACAUUGGCAGAAUUGUCUCAACCAGCGUCUGGAGAUUUUGAUAUAGAAGACCAAGAAGGAGGAGCAGUACUUGACUAUGGAGAUAAUAGUUCUUUUGGCUCCGAGAGUGAAGAGGAUAAAAGUAACCACUAUGUUAAAGUUGGCAAGUCAAGGAUAAGAGAGAACGCAGUUAAAUUGGGAGGACAAUACGAGGGAAAAAAGAGUAGUAGAGCCGAUGUUUUUGGAGACGAGGACGAUGAGGAGGAGGACGAUGAGGAUGUUGAACAUUCGGAAACUGAAGAUGCACUUUCGGUUUCAGGAUCAGAGUCCGAAUCGGAUGAAAAAAAUAGUGAUCAAAGCCAAGGUGAUUCUGAGAGUGAAGAAGAAUCUAACUCAGGUGAAGAUCUAGACUACAAGAGAUCAAAACUACAGCAACUUAUAAGCUCCGAAAGGAAAACCAUUGUAAACCAAUUAUCAACUUCCAAUAAACAAGAUGCACUGAAAGGGUUUGCAGUGUUGAAUCAGCAGAAACAGUAUGAUCAAUUGGUUGACCUCAGAAUAAAAUUACAGAAAGGAUUAGUAGCAUCGAAUGGUCUACCCAUUAACAAAGAAUAUUACGAACAGAAUAAAGCACCAAAGUCUUCCAAACACCUGGAUAAGCUACAAGAUAAACUAUACAAUUUAUUGGAUGUCACUUUAGAACUGAGAGGCAAGCUAUUAAACAAAAGCAAGAUUGUGAGCCAAGAGUUUCCCCCUAUUCCAAGUAAGAAACGUAGUUUACAGCAUUAUUUGGAGGAAUCUUCCAAGUUGGAUAACAUAGUUAAUGAAUAUAGAAGGAACGUCCUCGUUAAAUGGUCUCAAAAAGUCCAAAAUGCUUCCGGAGCAACUGCUUUGAGCUCAUCCAAAUUCAAGGCUAUUAACCAAGAUAGUUCGACUCAAGUGGACAACUAUUUGGCAGACAUGGAUAGAUUAAUCAAAAGAACCAGACUCAACAGAAGAAGCGUAGUGCCAUUAGGAUACACCGAGACAGAAGAAGUAGUAGAUGAUGAUGAAUUGAUCGACAACGAUAAAGAUAACAAUGAGACCAAAUACUUCAGCAACAUUGACCGAUCUUUGAAGGAAAACAAAUAUAUCUAUGAUGAUGACGAUUUCUAUAGAGUUCUUCUGAACGAUCUAGUCGAUAAGAAAGUUUCUGAUACACAGAAGCUGACAUCUACAUCAACUGUUAUUACAUUUUCGAAAUCCAAAUUGCAUAAAAGUUAUGAAAGAAAAGCGACUAAGGGUCGUAAGCUGAGGUAUACAGUUCAAGAUCCAUUAUUGAAUUUUGAAGCCUCCAACCCACAUGCCUACAAGUGGAACGACUACCAAAUUGACGAGUUUUUUGCGUCAUUAUUUGGGCAAAAGGUCAACAUGAACGAGGAUGAGCAUAACGAAGAGGUACAAGGUGAAUCAGAAGGAGAGGACAUUUUGAAGGAUGAUAUCAAACUGUUUGGAUAA